AUGCCCUCCAGCCCCACCGCCACCGGCCCUUCCCCAGACUGGAGCAGUCCGGCCUUGAGGGAGAUGAAGCCCAAGGACCAGCCGCUCGUGGUAGCGCUUCGGAUCCGCCCUCUCAGUGACACAGAACAGGACGAAGGGGCCACUGUCAUUGCUCACAAAGUGGGGGACCAGAUGGUGGUGCUCAUGGACCCCGGUGAGGACCCUGAGGACACACUGCGUGCACACCGAUCGAGGGAGAAGACCUUCAUUUUCGACACCGUUUUUGACCAGCAUGUGUCACAGGAAGACGUGUACCGUGCCACCACCCAGCACCUAGUGGAAGGUGUCGUUUCUGGAUACAACGCGACGGUGUUUGCCUACGGCCCCUCAGGCGCGGGGAAGACGUACACCAUGCUGGGCGUGGACACGGAGCCCGGCGUCUACCUGCGGGCCCUCAGCGACCUGUUCCGGGCCAUCGAGACGCGAGGCAGCGCCAACUGCAGUGUGUCCGUGUCUUACCUGGAGAUUUACAAUGAGGUGAUCCGGGACCUCCUGAACCCAUCCUCGGGGUGCCUGGAGCUGAGGGAAGAUUCUCGGGGCAGCGUCCAGAUCCCAGGCAUCAUGGAGGUCUCCACCUCUAACGUGCAAGAGAUCACGCAGCUCCUCACCAAGGGCAACCGUCAGCGCACGCAGGAGCCCACAGCUGCCAACAAGACAUCCUCUCGCUCCCACGCCGUGCUGCAGGUCACCGUGCGGCAGUGGAGCUGCGGCCCCCACUUGGCCGAGGAAGUGAGCGUUGGGAAGCUGUUCAUGGUGGACCUGGCAGGCUCCGAGCGGGCAUCGCAGACCCAGAACCGCGGCAGGAGGAUGAAGGAAGGCUCCCACAUCAACCGCUCCCUCCUGGCGCUGGGCAACUGCAUCAAUGCGCUCAGCGAGAAGGGCGGCAGCCGGGCGCAGUACGUGAACUUCCGGGACAGCAAGCUCACGCGCCUGCUGAAGGACGCCCUGGGAGGGAACAGCUGGACGGUAAUGGUGGCGCACAUCAGCCCGGCCAGCACGCACUUUGAGGAGUCUCGUAGCACCCUGCUGUAUGCCUGCAGGGCCAGGAACAUCAAGACGAGGGUGAAGCGCAACCUGCUGAGCGUGUCCUACCACAUCCAACAGCACACGGACGGCAUCUCCAGCCUGCACAGGGAGAUCCAGCACCUCAAGUCCAAAAUCGAGAAGCAGGAGGAGGAGAAGAGAGGGGAGCCCGGCGUCCGGGACGCACCAGUCAAGAUCACUGCCCAUGAUGGAGAGGGCAGUCGCCGGCAGAUGAACAAGGUCCGGGCACAGCUCAUAGGGGCCUUCAAGGAGCAGUUGAAGAUGCGGCGCAGCCUGGUGGAGCUGGAGAACACCAACAUGCAGCUGCACAUUGACCUGUCCCGCCACCUGCUGACCAUUGCAGACUGGGAGUGGGAGAAGACCCAGCACCUCGCGCACGGGGCCCAGAUGGCGGAGAGGAACGAGCCGGCAGAGGCCAACGAGGACGGGCACGAGAGCGAGUCCGAGGAGCCGCAUGAAGUGGCCCUGGCCAGAGAGGAGGUCAGCUUGCUUCUGGCUGAGCAGAGGAGAGCUGCGGCCCUCAAGGCGGGGCUGGAGCAACGUCUGGCCAGCGCCAAGGAGCAGGCCUUGCAGCUGGAGGAGCUGCUGCCGGCAUGGGCCCACGAGCUGGACGUGGGGAACACGGAGCUGCAGGGUGACAGCGUGUGCCGACAGAGCCUGCUGCGCCAGAAGGACCCCGUGGCCCGGCGCCACCACCAGCACCGGCUGCUGUGUGAGCAGCUCCCCCGGGACCAGUGGCAGCGGAUCAAGGGCGGUGGCCUCGUGGAACCCAGGUCCCGGGACAAGCGGUGCCAUCUGCCCUUGGGGGAGCUGAACUGUCUGCGGCUGCUGAACUCGGUCACGUCCAACUCCCUUCGGGACGGCUCAGUUCUGAGUAAGUCCCCUGCACUGCCGGAGGAGGCUAGCCGGGACUGGCCGGACGACAGGCAAGACCCCCCUUGGGGCGCCCAGUUGGAGCUGCCAACGAUGCUGCUGGAGGCAGACAGCGGUGGCCACAACUCAUCACAAGCCACACCAUCGAAAACGCUGGCAAAGCAGGACUUGCUUCUCCCCCCACCACCCCUCUGCACCCUGCUGACCCCCCCAGCUCACGAGCACUUGAGCCCCUGGAGUGUGAAGAAUUCAGUCUCCAAGCCGGGCGCCCCCGCUGGCCUGGACCUGGGUGCCUCGCGGACAGCGGCAGAGGUGGGCGGCCUGGCCCUGAGUGCUCGGGCCCUCGAGGAGAUGGCCGUGAGCACCAGGGGCAUCGCUCUCAUCGCGGCCACCCGGCGCUCAAAGGUGCAGGACCCCGAGAGUCGCAGCAGCCGCUCCUCCCUCCACCUCCCCGAGGACGUGGCCCUGGACUCCCGGGCCCCAAGCCCCGCGGACAGGUGGUGGCUCCACUCCGGCAUGGGCCGGGACCACUCUGCAGAGAGGAAGGCCAGGAGGACCUGGUCGCCCUCGCUCAUCGGGAGUGUGCGGUCGGUGACGGAGAACCUUCAGCCUCUCUCCGUGGAGCAUGUGGCAGAGAGCCAGCCACCCCCUGUGUCCCUCCCACUCACAAAGCCAUCCGGAAAGAGCUUCCUCCCUGCCAUCUGCACGGCCUCCAAGAAAAAGGCCAGCCCCAGCCUCCAUGCAGACGAGAAGACGCUACAGGUGCCCGAGGUCAGUCUCACCCUCCCCAGCGCCCCCUGGCAGAGCAGCCCGGGCCCCCGCAGGACCCCACUGGCACCCCAGGACAUCCAAGAAGCCAUGCUUGCCUGGUGGCUGCUUAGUGGGAUGGCCAGCACAGACCUAGAUUGUGAGCAAAGCCACACCACCCUGGUGCUUUCAUCUAAAACCACCAGUGCUUGUUACCUGUAG
Molecule: messenger RNA, 2925 nt
Organism: Suricata suricatta (meerkat)
Lineage: Eukaryota; Metazoa; Chordata; Mammalia; Carnivora; Herpestidae
Product: kinesin-like protein KIF19
Exons: 20
Coding region: 1-2925 (974 amino acids)
Biological process (GO): microtubule-based movement
Molecular function (GO): microtubule binding; microtubule motor activity; ATP binding
Source: RefSeq, a predicted model, not a curated record